Molecule: messenger RNA, 5485 nt
Organism: Bacillus rossius redtenbacheri
Lineage: Eukaryota; Metazoa; Arthropoda; Insecta; Phasmatodea; Bacillidae
Product: tectonin beta-propeller repeat-containing protein 2
Exons: 18
Coding region: 176-4237 (1353 amino acids)
Molecular function (GO): protein binding
Source: RefSeq, a predicted model, not a curated record
UUAUUUGGUUAGUCAAUCAGCUGUCUUCGUAGUCUGUUAUGUUAUGAUUGUCUGAUGUUUUUCUUUAAAUGUUAAUGUCUUGUUUUACGCUAAAUAUUUGAUGACCAAUUGUAAACAUUUUAAGUAGUCGUAAGGGUAAUGAAAGGUAACCAUGGGAGCGUGAAAGCAGUCAGCGAUGGCCAACGCAGGGGGCGGAGAGGGCUUGCUGCGGGAAUGGGCCCCUCUCACUAACUUCUUGCAGCAGGUGCCUUUGAGGGCCCAACGAGGCCUGUUUACGUAUGAGCUGAACCUAACCUGCGUGGAUUGCCUACCGGAGUUCCUGGUGGUCGGAACCAACCUGGGACUCGUUUACUGGUACAACCGCACCACCUGUGACUUGCAGAGGCUACGAUGCGAGAACACAAGUGCGGUGGUGACCUGCGUGAAGGUGAUCUCCACGGUGGACUACAUGGUGGCCGCUGGCAACGAGCAGGGGGUCGUGACGGUGUUCCAGGUCCCCAAAACUCCCCCGGACAGCCUGCCUGACAGCAUGAAGCUGAAGAAGAACAAGCAGGUGGAAAGGUACACUAUCAGCGGUCUCCACACAACUGCGGUGACGGCCAUUGAGUGGAGCAUGAAUGGUAUGAAAUUAUUCAGCGGUGAUAGAAAUGGCAUCGUGGUUCUCACAGAGUUUGAUUUCUACAUGCACCUGAGCAAGUCCAUGGAGAUACUGAAUGAGAAGUACGAGAUAGUGCAGCUGAGCUACAGUCAGCAGUUGCUGCUGGUGUCCACUGUGUACCGCAGCAUCGUCUGUCACCGUGACGAUCGCUGGCGAGUUCAGCAAGUUGGGCAGAAGGAGCGCAAAACGCUGGGACAUUUCGGAGCAACUUUCAGCGUGGGUGAGGGACGGCCACAGGAUCUCGUGAUCUACGCGAGUCGGCCGGGUCUCAGACUCUGGCUGGCCAACAGGAAUGGGGUUGUUCAGCAGACUCUUAUCUAUAAGGACGCCCUGAUGAACCCGCACCCCAGCGCCCCGCUCAUGAACCCCGCGCGCCCGCACGUGCGCCUGAGCCGCGGGGACCAGCAGCUGGGCCGGCUGCUGGUGUUCCAGGCUGGCCUGCUGGUGACGCACAGCGCGGACACGGUGUACGUGCUGGACCCCGCCGCGGUCGCCGUGGUGGCCGCCGUCACUGACCUGCGCUCCGUGCGUGCCCUCGCCGUCUCCCGGGACGAGGUGUUCGUGCUGGAGGGGAGCCGCAGUCUGGUGCGGGUCGCCUACGCCCCUGAAGUCGGUGCUCUCGCCUCGCCGGCCCGAGGGUUGAAUGCUGACUAUCAAGACGAUGCCAUUUUCUUGUCGAUGCCAGCUUCUCUGUCAGACAAAGUGGUGACAUCAUCACUUGUCGAUCUGACAUCAAAGAUCAAGGACACAUCGCAUCCUUUCCACGGUAUUGGGACAAAGAUUAGCAUGUUUGGGAAGCUGGUUUAUGAUGAGCCAAAUGAAGACGGAACUGAUGAAGAUGCUGUCAUAGCAGAUGAAGUGCUAGAACUUCCGCCUAUCAUUCCUCUCUCAGUUGUUGACCUGGCAGAGCUGACAGUGGAGAAACUGCCCAGUCCAGCGAUUGACUGCCUGGCGAUAACCGACGACUGCAGCAAGGAGAGCAAGGAAGUGUUGCAUGCCGAGCACUUGAGGGGGAACGACCGCAAGGAUGUGCUGCAGAAGAUAGGCGAGCAGCAGUUCGAGGACAUCCUGUACAAGCCCAGGAAGAAGAAGAGGAGGAGGAGACCGCUGCGUCUUGCAACAGGAGCAGAGUCUGGUUCCGACACAGUGAGCACAAACAGCGUUCGGUCGGCCGUGUCCGAGGGGGAAGAGGACCCCUGGACCUGUGAGCAGCUGGACGCGAGCGCCGACUGGAGCAACACGUCGACACACGCAGGCUCCACGAGGUCGUCCUCCGAGGAGACGCUGGUGAAGACGGCCGGCGACUGCGAGGAGGAGACGGCCCAAGCGUCGACCGUCGUCGGGGAGGACAGCGAAUCGCAGGCAACGAGCGAUGGCAGUAAGCCGACCGUGCUGCACUUGCCGCAGUUUGGCUCCAGGCUGCUGCCGGACCUCCGUAGCCCCACCUCCAUCGAGAAGGAGGUCGCAGAGAGGGAGAAGAUUCUCGCCAGAGUGCUCGACUUGGAUAUACUGUGCCCAAAGAAUGUGAAUGGACAUGUGUCUCCCGUCUCUUCAGAAGCGGUAGCAAAGGGUCAACCCCUCAUCCCCACGUUUGCUGAGGAGUUGUCCAAUGCCCUCAAGUUAGAUGAGAGUACUUCUGCUGUGAAGGUGGAGGAUACUACACCUUCUGAACACAGUUGUAAGUUGUUUGAAGAUAAAUUUUUCCCGAUCUCACUCACUACGAACAAUAGACCACCGUCGUGCAGUAGUGAACCUUCGAGCAUCUGUGCUUGGAUGGAACAAGAGAGCGUCGUAAGUGUGGAGUGCGAUAACGCGAUGUUCUCUUCAAACAAGAAAGACAGGUGGCUGCAGCACAAAGUUCCGGGCUACAUCUCUCACCUGUCAGUGUGCGGCAAAUACGUGUGCUGUGUCGACUCUAAGGAUGUCGUGUACUACAGCAGCCUGGAUGGUCUGGGCCUGAGGUGGCACAGGCUGGACUACCAGGCCAAGCAGGUGGCGGUUUCUCAAAGCAGCAGGAUUGUUUGGAAACUCUACAGAUGUGUUGCAUACGCUCUGCUGAAUCCGCAAGAGAAAGGGCCCUUCGGCGAUGAAUGGAAAGAAGUUCGUAGUGGCGUUCACAGCAUAGCAGUGGAUGAGCCAGUAGCCUGGAUUGUUUCCACAGAAGGCAGUGUGUUUACACACAAGCUGCUGAACAUUGACGAUUGUUCUGGCAGCUUUGUACAGAUUAAGUGCCCCAGUACUAUUUUGCAAGUGUGUUGUUUUAAUGGUGAUGUUCUGGCUUUAACAACAUCUGGAGAACUUCUCUACAGAGUCGGGGUGAUUGCCAUCACCCCAGAAGGCAAGCACUGGAACAAAGUGACUGCCACCUGUGACCUCCCCACCAUCACAAGCAUUGCGCUCGGCUCGCACAAUGCAGCCUGGGUCGUGGAUACCAAGAACAACAUAUUCUUUUCAACUGACUACAAGGAGACAGCAUCACACUGGUGGCAGGUGUUGAUCAGCGACUACAUUUUCCAGCAGUCGUCUCCUUUGCAGCAGUUCCGCAGUCGUAUGGCAGAGAGCCUGCGCCAGCAGUCAGGCAGUCUGCUGGCGACCAGCAGCGACACUGUCUGGAUCGCUGACAAGCUGGCUUCUGCUGUGCAUGUCAACAAGACCUCCGUCACCGGUCACAUGUGGAACCACAUCCGCUUGCGGGGCCUGCUGCCAUCGGUGCGGUGGCAGCAGCUGACUGCGGAGGGGGUGUUCGAGGACAAGGGCCAGCUGUGGCUGCUGUCGCAGUCGGGGGACCUGUUCUGCUCCCACCCCAGGUCGGACACCUUUCACGUGCUGCCCCUCCCGUGCCACAACCCAGUGGUGUGCGUGGCGGCGUCUGCCAUGACGGUGUGGCUGCUGGACUCCGAGGGCAGGAUAUAUGUUCGUCAGGGCAUCAGCGACACUUGCCUCGACGGCACCACCUGGAAGGAACUGUCCUUGGCUCAGCUCGGCGACGUCCACUUGAAGCACAUCUCGUGUGGCUGCGAUGUUGUGUGGGCGUGUGACGACCAAGGCACCGUGUACAUGACGAUGGGCUCUCCGCACGAGAUGGCUGUGUCAUCGACGUUCUCUCCAGUUUGGAUCACUGUCGACGACAGAUCACAGCGCAAAUAUUUUUUCACAAAGGUGUUCGUUGGAACACAGACAUCCAUGGUGUGGGCCAUAGAUAACAAGAGAAAUGUUUAUGUGAGAGAAGCAAUCUUCCAUGAUUUUCAGCUGGGCAUUGGCUGGGUUCUGGUUUUGGGCAUUGAGGCUGUGGACCUGAGUAUAAGUGCAUCUGCUGUGUGGGCCUUGUCGCCUGCUGGCGGUGUGUAUUGCCGGUGUGGGAUCUCCCAAAAUAACUUCAUCGGUGAUUACUGGAAGAAAAUUCCUGGCUCCCUGACAGCUAUCACAGUGUCGAUGAAUGACAGUCUGUGGGGCCUCGACAAGCACCACGGACUGCUGAAACACCAGCAGUCAACCAUCAGGCUGAUGUCACCAGGCACGGAGCCAAUCAUUGGUGACGCCCACCCAGCGGCUGACGACGACUGGGAGGUCGUCUUGUGACGACACUGUUCGGGCCGCCCUCGACGCGGCAGUGUCUGAAGCGAAGGCCGAGUAGCUGCCAACUCCGUGGAAGGUGCUAGUAGAUCUGAAGUUUCCCUACGGGGGCAUAGACGGCUCUCUGCUGCCUGUUUUCAUACUGAACGUAACUUAGGGUACAAAUUGUUUUUCCAAAGAGUGAUCAUAGUGUUAUUCUAACACUAUACAUAACAACAUAUAUUGCUAGAGAAAAUUGAAGAGUUAAAAUUCUAAAUGUACUGAGUGCCAGAAAUAUGAUUUUGAGACAAUUUCCUUCUGAAUAUCAUUAGACAUGGAUGGUACGUACUACAUUUUUAUGGAACUAAAAUAGCAACAGAGUUUUAUCUUUAGCUCCCUUUGAAAGGUCAGUAGGCAUGGCACACAUUAUGUUAUGAAUAAAUAAUCAUUAACAUUUAGGUUUAGGCAUUUGGUACCUUUUGAAUUUCAACUCUUCAAUUUUAAUGUUGUGAGUUAAUUAUUCAUUUCUAAAUACUUGAAUGUGUUGUGACACUGUAUGCAAUUGAACACCAUCAUCAUUUGCUUAAGGCAUUGUAUUUAAAUUUUUUUAAAAAUGUUUUGCAUUUAUAAUAUAUUGAAAUAUAUGCCAUUGACAUUUAACCCUGUGUACAUCAAUUUGUCGCUAGUCAUUUUAGUAUUCGCGUGUAAUAUAUGUAUGAUUAUAAUUCGGUACAUCUAGAGGUUAUUUUAUCAACACAAGCAUAAACAAUAAGUUUUUGAGUAAUAUUCAGUUUAAUUUAUAGAUUAUUGAAUGUAUUCUAUUACCAUUAGUUUAGUUACACUAUUCAUUGUUACUGGAAGUGUAUGUCAGUACUGUGGAUUCACAUCAGGUUGUCUGUUUUUUAAGAGGUUUGUUGGGAUUUUUACUGUAGUGCUUAAGUGGUGUGGUAAUAUCAUUGUACGCUAAUUAAAUAAGGCUUUAGAAUGUGCAUAUUAUACUAUUUACUGUAAGCAAACUGUGAGAAAUAAUUUCAGAUUUUGUCUUGAAAUGUAAAAGACUAAAAUCUAGAUAAAACUCAACAAUUAAUAACCAUUCACUUGCAAACAAUGUGGUUAGCAGCAAGCAUGCAUGAGAGCACAACUUACCACCAUGAUGGUCAAACAACUGUUUCUUCAUCACUGGAAGCUGCAAGACUAGAGACGGGAAAAAUGGUGUAAUGAUUUUUACGCGUAAUUAUGCAACUAUUGUGGUAAACAACAACAAAACGCGAAAAA